Motacilla alba alba is the source of this 5207-nucleotide messenger RNA. Its product is annotated as inositol 1,4,5-trisphosphate receptor-interacting protein-like 1. The transcript has a single exon. NCBI's taxonomy places the organism in Eukaryota, Metazoa, Chordata, Aves, Passeriformes, Motacillidae. Bases 2791 to 4458 code for a protein of 555 amino acids. Gene Ontology annotation, cellular component: membrane. The record is from RefSeq and is a predicted model, not a curated record.
UUUUGAGGGUGACACACCCUUCUUUCCAUAUUUUCUCAUUUCUGUCCUGUGAACUUCCUCAUCAGAAAGAUUACAGGAACUCAGCCUCCUCCCAGCUACAUUUUGUUUGCCAGAGUGACAUUUUCUGAGCCAGUUAUGAAGUUUUAACUAUUGCAAAACUUCUGUGGUCUAACAUAACUUCAACUCCACAUAGGGUUUGUGAUGUCAUUACUAUGCCGGUUGUUUCGAAUAACUCUUUCCAUCCCCUCUAAUAAGUGCUAAAGCACUUAUUAUGCCUCAGCAGCUUUAAUUACGGUUGUUGCACAACUGAAAUCAGGAGGAGCUCCAAAAAGUAACUGACAAAUCAUACACAAAACUAAUGAGCAGGAAGCUUAAAGUCUGAAGGUCUUCAACAUAUGUGUGGUAUUACAUAAAGGAGGAUUGGCAGACCAAGAGAUACAAUAUUUAAGCAUAUACAUAAUGAGUCCAACAUGUGAGACAUAUAGUUAAUGACUAGGUGACUGCUUAGAACAAAGUAAUGAAUCAAUUAGCAUGUGAUAGGAAACCAUAAUGCGUAGCAGAACAUACAAAAGAAUGCAUUUGGGAGUGAUUAGAGGCAGAUGUAACUCAGAGCCCUUGGAUUCAGUAACCAUGCUCCUAUAUGUACAGCCAUGCAAUCUACAGGAUGUGCGACCUGCUCACUCUCAUAAUUAAUCUUGUCAAUUAAAAAAAAAAAAUCCCCACCUUCUUUCCAAAUGAAUCAGAUCCCAAAACUAAUGGAAGUGGCACAACACACAGCCAAAUGGGACGGCACAACUACCUCUUUCCAUGACACCUGUAGUUAGAUUACCUUAGUUAGGUUACCUUAAACCAGUCCUGUCCCUACCUGUUAUUUGAUCCCUAAAUUAAAGCCUCAAGCUCCCUUUGCCAUAGGUUUGUUUAUUUAUUCAGGCAGCUAGAUAAAAACCCCAACAUUUAAAUGAGCUCCAGAUCUGGACAAGAUGUGGGGUGGAGAGCUCCUGCAGUGGUGGAACGAGAUUUGGGCUCUGCCACUGGUGCUGGCAGCUGAGUCACUGGAAACAUGACCAUGCUACCCUACUGUAGAAACCUUUUUGGGUCAAACUGGGGCAGGGGAGGGGGAUCAGCGGCUCUCCUAGUUCCUGAGCAGAAGAUGAGAAAAUAGAAAUGGUGUUACCCAUCAACUCCUUGAAAUGAUGUGUCAUAACAGAGGAAAGAGAGGGGCAAAGGAACAAUUUUGAGUUUGAUCUAGGCAGCACCGAGAGUGAAAUAUUCAAAUCCAGGUAUGCAACAUGGAAAAUGCCACAGGUUUUCCUGUGAGGGAAAAGGCUCCAAACAAAACACAACACAAAUCCCAAACCAUAACCUUAAUGUUUCUGUGAUUUACAGCUGAGAGAAGCUGCUGUGCAAUGCUGAUGGCCUCUCCUCUGCACACUCCUCAUCUUUGCUUGUCUCAGGGGCCUACGAAGCCAGGCAAGGGCUUGUUUCUGCUCUUGCCUGAGACCAAACAGCCUUGGCGAGCCUGGGGUCAUUAGCAGGAGAGCUGGGGAAUUCAGGCUUUGUCCUAACUGGGGCCUUCCUGAAGGCAAAGGCUGAGGAAGGGCUCUCACUUGUGCUGCCAGUGCCAUGGAAGGCCCCAGAGCAAGAGGGCAUUUCUUGGCUUCCAAGAUCCCAUCUUCACAGUCUGGCCUUGCAGGUCAGUGAAAUCCACAUGGGUAUCCUGGAACAUUCCAGCACUGAUUUUCACUCCAAACCUUCACAUUUUCCACAAGGAGAGUUAUGAUUUUUCCUUCUGCUUGGAAGGGUAUGGAUUUCCUCAGCUGAUGUACUUGGCAGAAAGGUUCUCCUCACAUGGAAACAUUUCCUGGCAGCCUGAAACUUCUGACCACCGAGAACCCAUUUUUUCCCACUGGCAUUUGAUCAUGGGAACCACAGUGUAAAAGCAGCACCUCUCUCUCCUCUGGGAGGUGCUGUUUUCACAGCUCAGCCAUCUGCACCUGACAGAUGCAGAUGGUCCCUGAAGGGAGGUUGUAGCUAAGUGGGGUUUAUUAUAUUAUCCCAGGGAACAAACAAUAUGACCAGAGGAAAUUAUCUCAGGCUGCACCACAGGAGAUUUAGAUUAGAUCUCUAGGAAAUAUUCCUUCAACAAAAAGGAUAUCAAGCUUGGGAACAGGCUGCCUAGGGCAAUGGCUGAGUCACCAUCCUCAGAAAGAUUUAGAAGUCAUGCGCAUAUGGCAUUUGGGGAUCUGAUUAAUUGGUGGAGUAGGCAGUGUUAAGUUUGCAGUUGAACUGUGCGAUCUUCAGGGACAUUUUUAACCUCGAUGAUGCAGAGAUUUAAGGGUAGCUCAACCAGUGUGGAGUCAAGGCUUAGACUCAAUGAUCCCCAAGGGUGCCAACCAACAUAGAUAUCUAUGAGACUGCCAAUGGGGGCAGCUGGUAAGAAAGACAAAAGAAAGACCAAGGGAAUUUCUUUGAAGAAGGUUCACUCAAAAGCAGCCUUAACCAGGACACCAGGGCCAUUCUGGGUGGCUGAGCUGGGGUGGGAACAAAGAGUGGAGUUGGCUGGGUUGUGAUGUGCUGUGGCACCUGUGACAUCAUGGGGACGUGUCACAAUGGGGGCAGCUAGAAAAGGCCUCAGCAGGUAACACUGGCCCUGCAUUUCUUGGGCAAGUGGUGAGUGCACAUGUGGCAGGGAGGCCAUACUGGGGACAAGGGUCCGGGCAGUAAUGCUGCACCCGAGGUUGGGUUCUCGCUCUGCAUGCAGGGACAGCCCCUCAUGGCAGAGCCUUGGCCAUGGUACAAUACUGCUAUUGCUGCUGCUGGGGCAGUGGGACAGGCCUUCCUGCCCCCAGCUGUCUGGGGCCCUGUCCUUCCUGCCCUCAGAUCACUGGGAUUCCUGUCCCUGCUGCCCCCACUGCCAGCUGCCUCCCUCCCCACUCCCCUCAAGGCCUUCUUUCCAUCCUCCUGCAGACCAUGGAUUCCUGGGUAUUGUGGUUGUUGCUCUUGCUAAGUGUAGUCCAGUACCCGCAGCCCGUGGGUGAUGUUUUGGAUGAGGUGACGCAUCUGCAAAUGGAGCUGCCUGCAAAGUUCCAGGAACAGGAGAGGAUUCAGCAGAAGCAGGAGGUUCAGCAGCUUGUGCUGAUGCAGAGUGGCGCAUCCUGGAGAGACCUGCUCUGGUCUGCCUUGCAGAUGCAGGUCUGGGCAUUUGUUGGGCUCUUGGUUCUCUUGGCCGUAUGGUUUAUGUGGAGGAAAAGAAGUUGUGAGGCAGAGAUCAGUGGCAAGGAGGAGAAAGAAAAGGAGAAGGAGCAAGAGGAAGAGGACGAGACAUGGGCAUAUGAUCUGAGAUGGCUUCUAGAGGAGCGCAUACAGUGGCCUGUACAGGACCUGCAGACAGGCUGCAACAGGACAAUGGCCCUCAUAGACAAUUUCACAACUGUCCUCAGGCGUGCCUUGAGUGGGACUUUCUACCCGGUGCUGCAACAAGCCAUUGGUUUUGGCAGUGCCUUUGAAGGUUGGACUGCCCGUGAGGAGGAAGUUGUGUACCAGGUGCUUGUACCCCUGACUCCUCCCCUAGGCCACACCUUCCACCUGGAGCGUGACACUGACCAGCAGAAGCCUGGCAGGAACUUCCGUGUCCGUGUGGAGCUGGAGUGCAGGUGCCCGAGGGAGUACCAGGGUAUGAACAUGCUAUGCUUCCAGCACCACCCUGACGUGAUUAGGAGGAGGACUAGGCAGCCCAACCUCCUAGACACGCUGUGCACCGACUCCUACCUCGAUGUGAAGAAAACUGUCCACUGGUUCUGCACACUGGUGGGAGCAAGCUGGCAGCGUUUGCCCCAGUCACGCAGUUGGCAUUUAGGGCUGCUGCCCUCCAAACGCUCCUGCAACCUCAGGCUGACCAACGGCCAAGAAAGCUUCCAGGUUAAGGUGCUGUUCGGGGUGCAGCGACACACCUCAGACAUCUUUAUCAGCAGCCGGCAUCGAGGGGCCCACACCCCAAGCACAAUGUGGCCUGAGAGCUAUGCUGUGGCAGAGACAAAGUUCUUCAGGCACAUGGCCAGGCAGGCCCCCCAGGAUAGCUCGCACCUUAAAUGCCUGCAGCUCCUUGCCCGUGCUCUUACGCGCAAGGACUUUUCCAUCCAUUCCAUCAAGACCAUCGUCAUGCGCCUGCUGCACACGGUACCAGUGUCGCAGUGGCACAGGAGACACUUCCUGCUUCAGCUUUCAGAUACUCUGGAGCAGCUGCGCUUAUCUCUGGAAGAGAAACACCUGGAGCAUUUUAUUGUGGGCAACCAGAGGCUUCCAGAGGAGAUCAGGCUGCCCCCAGAUGUACAAAGGGCUAAGCCACCUAACCUCUUCUAUGGUCUGGCACAGGAUCCAGCUGCCCACUCCCAGGCAAUGCAAGCCUACCUUGAUCUGCGCCAUCACCUGGCAAGAGUGCUGGCCUAUGGCCACUGUUAGUGGGGCUCAUAGAGUCAUGGAAUCAGAGAAUUACAGAAUCACUAGGUUCGAAGAGACAUUUAAGAUCAUCAAAUCCAACCCACGCCCUAACACCACCUCAACUAUACCAUGACACUGAGUGCCAUAUCCAAUCUUUUUUUAAACACAUCCAGGGAUGGUGACUCCACCACCUCCCCCGGGCAGACGAUUCCAGUACUUUAUCAUUCUUUCAGUAAAAAUCUUUUUCCUAACAUCCAACCUAAAUUUCCCUUGGCAUAGGUUAAGACUGUGUCCUCUCAUUCUGCCAGUUGCUGCCUGGAGAGAGAGACCAACCCCCAUCUGACUACAACCACCUUUCACGUAGUUGUAGUGAGUGAUAAGGUUAUCUCUGAGUCUCCAUUUCUACAGGCUAAACAACUCCAGCUCCAUUCCUCAUAGGGCUUGUGUUCCCAGCCCUCCACCAGCCUUGUUGCUCUCCUUUGGAUGCAUGUGCUCGUGGGGCUUGCAGCUGGUGGCAGAGAACCAACUUUUAGUGCCAUGACAAAGACAGGAAUGAAUGGGAUACAUAGACAGAUAGACAUAUGUAUAUAUAACUAUAGUGUGUAUAUAUAACUACAAAUAUUUUUAUUAACAGAUGUAAUUUAAUAGAUACAUAUCAUAGUGAUAGUUUAUAAAUUGUCCUAUUAUUUUAUGAAAAUAAAUAGCACAUAUAAAAUGUCACUACCUGUUGUGAUAUGUAUUAAUACUCUGUAGUUAUUGCAUUUGUAAGA